AUGGAUUCCCCAACCUUAGAUGAAGAUUCAACUGAAAAAACGGAAAAAUACUUCAACGGAAUUACGAGUUCAGAACUUGAAUGUCCAGACCAUGAAUACACUGGACCAAUUGACGCAAAUAUUGUCACAAUGGGAGCAUCAAACGUCACAAUAAAUCAAGAUAAAGACCGGGAAAUUGAGUCAGAGGGAGCGGUAUCUGAUGACGAUACAGUCUGGCUGACUGAAUCAAUUUCAAUGUCGCAAAAUGAAAAGAUAUCGAAGUACGGUCUCGUUUACAAAGGUCAACAAAUCCAUGGAGAAUUCGGUGUCACUCCGGUUGCGGUGAAGCUGAUUCCGUAUUACACAGAGAAUGAGAAGGAAGCAAAAAUCCUAGUGAAACUGAGUCGUCACCCAAAUGUCGUUAGCAUGAUACAGUCUGGUAUUCACUCAUCUGGUCCCGUGAAAUACAUAUUCAUCGUUAUGGAGAUGUGCAGAAACGAAACGCUUCGUGAAUUUGCAAAUGGCUGUGAAGACUUGACGGAAGAAAUCAGAAAGAUUUUCACAAAACAGCUCGUUGAUGGCCUCGCUCACAUUCACGAAAAGAAAAUAAUUCAUCGUGAUUUGAAACCGAGUAAUAUAUUGGUCACACUCGACGGAAAACAUCUCAAAAUUUCUGAUUUCGGCGUGAGCAAAGAAAUGAGAAGCGGACGAACCGUUACGGCAUUGACCCAUGCACGAGUCGGCACUGACGGAUGGAGAGCCCCAGAAACAUACAACAAGGAUAUCAUUUCGCAAAAAGCUGACAUUUUUUCUCUCGGUCUUGUCUACUUUUUCAUGUGGAGUGGGGGUCGCCAUCCUUUUGGUAGCGAUCCAGAUGACUGGAACAAGAAUAUCAAGAAAUAUAUCAACAGGGAUUUAGAUCAUCUUGUGAAAAUGGGAACCUCAUACGUCAUAGAUUUGAUAGCGUGGAUGUUAGCAUUGGAUGGCGAAGAAAGACCGACUUGUGAAGAAAUUAAACAACACACAAUGCUUAGUGGCAGGAUGAGAUGCCCCACGAUGCUUCGGAUGGUAUCUCCACCAGUAGUACUUGCUAGGAGUUCCGAAAAAGUGGAACGGAUGAGAAAAGAAGGUCCCGUUUUAUUUUCUCAAUAUGGAUUCUAA
This is a messenger RNA of Styela clava, 1140 nucleotides long. The record is from RefSeq and is a predicted model, not a curated record. NCBI's taxonomy places the organism in Eukaryota, Metazoa, Chordata, Ascidiacea, Stolidobranchia, Styelidae.